Messenger RNA from Macrobrachium nipponense, 4281 nucleotides. Its product is annotated as unconventional myosin-VI-like. Gene Ontology annotation, cellular component: actin cytoskeleton; myosin complex; cytoplasm. Gene Ontology annotation, biological process: actin filament organization; endocytosis; vesicle transport along actin filament. The record is from RefSeq and is a predicted model, not a curated record. Gene Ontology annotation, molecular function: ATP binding; actin filament binding; microfilament motor activity. Lineage: Eukaryota; Metazoa; Arthropoda; Malacostraca; Decapoda; Palaemonidae.
GGUAUGGAGGGGACCCAGAAGGUGUGGGUGACCGAUCAGACCCAUGGCUUCAUCUUGGGCAACAUCACAGACCUCACCAGCGAAGGGGUGACGGUGCAGCCAGUGGCCAGAGGCAGCAAACCUGUUGCAGUCGACUAUGAGAGAGUUUAUCCUGCUGAAGAAGAUGACUCCAAGGAUGUGGACGACAACUGUGCCCUUAUGUACCUCAAUGAAGCUACGCUUCUCAACAACGUUAAAUUACGAUAUAGCAGAGACAAAAUUUAUACAUACGUGGCUAACAUUCUCAUAGCAGUUAACCCUUAUUUUGAAAUUCCUAAAUUAUACUCAUUAGAUACGAUUAAGAACUAUCAAGGCAGAUCCCUGGGGCAGAUGCCUCCGCAUGUCUUUGCGAUAGCCGAUAAAGCCUUCAGAGACAUGAAAGUUCUGAAGGAAUCCCAAAGCAUAAUUGUGUCUGGAGAGUCAGGUGCUGGUAAAACUGAAUCCACCAAGUACAUUCUGCGAUAUUUGUGUGAAUCCUGGGGUUCCAAAGUUGGACAUUUGGAGCAGAAGAUUUUGGAUGCUAACCCAGUCCUGGAGGCCUUUGGUAAUGCUAAGACAACGCGUAACAACAACAGUUCCAGGUUUGGUAAAUUCAUCGAAAUCCACUUCAGUGAACGGCACUCCGUAGUUGGAGGCUUCAUUUCCCAUUAUUUGUUAGAGAAGUCUCGAAUUGUGGUGCAGGGCCCACAGGAACGUAACUAUCAUAUAUUCUAUCAGCUUUGUGCUGGAGCCCCUGAACAGCUGAAGCAGCAGUUGCAGCUUGGCAAUCCUGAUCAGUUCAAUUAUUUGAAAAAAGGUUGUACACAGUAUUUCCUCAACAAGGACACAGAGACGUCACUUCCUGCAAGCAGUAAAAGUGCAGCACAUCAGAAGAAAGGUUCCUUAAAGGAUCCUAUCCUUGAUGAUGUCAGAGACUUUAACAAGGUAGACAAAGCCCUUGGUAACUUAGGCCUUAACAAUGGGGAAAGGCUUGCUAUCUAUACAACUGUGGCAGCUGUUCUACACUUAGGAAAUAUCAAAUUUGAGGAAAAUCCAGAUGAUACCAAAGGAGGGUGUAUGGUGUCUCCAGGGUGUGAGAACUCCUUGAAAAUGGCAGCUAGUUUGAUGGGUGUAGAUCCUAUGGAACUGAACCAGGCGUUGCUUUCUCGUGUAAUGCAGACCAGCAAAGGCGGUUUAAAAGGGACAGUUAUUAUGGUUCCCCUCAAAACUUAUGAAGCUACGGGUGCUCGUGACGCUUUGGCAAAAGCUAUGUAUAGCAAACUUUUUGACUACAUUGUUCAUAGAAUCAAUCAGAGUAUUCCAUUCUCAUCAUCAUCAUAUUAUAUUGGUAUUCUGGAUAUUGCUGGGUUUGAAUAUUUCCCUGUGAAUAGCUUUGAACAAUUUUGCAUCAACUACUGUAAUGAGAAACUUCAGAUGUUUUUCAACGAACGUAUAUUGAAAGAAGAGCAAGCUCUUUAUGAGAAGGAAGGUCUGGGAGUUAGGAAGAUCUCCUAUGUUGACAACCAAGACUGUAUUGAUCUGAUCGAGGCAAAAGGCUGUGGUAUAAUUAGUCUUCUAGAUGAAGAAAGCAAGCUUCCUAAGCCCUCUCACACUCAUUUUACGGCAGCAGUCCACAACAAUCACAAUAAUCACUUUCGCUUAGCACUACCUCGCAAGAGCAAACUACGGGACCACAGGGAAAUCAGGGAUGAUGAAGGUUUCCUUGUUAGACAUUUCGCUGGUGCUGUGUGUUAUCAGACGGCUCAGUUUCUAGAGAAGAACAACGACGCUCUCCAUGCAUCCCUUGAAGCUUUGGUGCAGGAGGCACAAAACAAAUUUAUCCAGGGCCUCUUUGCAUCUUCAGGGGAAUCUCAUUCAGCUAGGGGGAAACUCUCCUUCAUAUCAGUUGCUUCCAAAUUCAAGUUACAAUUACAAGAACUCAUGAAUAAGCUAGCAAGUACGGGUACAAACUUCAUUAGGUGUAUCAAGCCAAAUGUGAAGAUGGUAGACCAUGAGUUUGAAGGCGGUGCUAUUCUGUCACAACUACAGUGCUCGGGAAUGACUUCAGUUCUUGAGCUCAUGCAGCAAGGUUUUCCAUCUCGUGCACCAUUCCAUGACCUGUAUAAUAUGUAUAAGAAGUAUCUUCCAGCAGAACUUGCACGCCUAGAUCCACGUCUUUUCUGCAAAUCACUUUUUAAGGCCCUUGGUUUAGAUGAUCGGGACUUCAAGUUUGGUAUGACUAAAGUCUUCUUCCGACCGGGUAAAUUUGCUGAAUUUGAUCAGUUGAUGAAGAGUGAUCCAGAAAAUCUAAGGAUGCUGGUGUCCAAAGUCAAGACAUGGUUGAUGCAGAGCAGAUGGAAGAAGGCCCAGUGGUGUGCUCUGUCCGUUAUUAAAUUGAAGAACAAGAUUCUGUAUCGUCGUGACCAGCUCAUCAUCAUCCAGAAGAAUGUAAGAAUGUACAAUGCAAAGAAAAGAUAUCGCCCUCGUUAUAUGGGAGUGCUUAAGAUCAAGGGCUUGCAGGGUCAGCUUACACAGAUGUUGGGCAUAGUGAAUCAGCUGAAGAAGGAAAGAGAGUCCUCAUUAGCUUCUGUCAACAAAAUUCAAGCAUCCAUGGAUUCAGUAAUAAAGAAAAUCAGGACCACAUCCAUGACAAGACAGCAAAUAGAUCACGAGUAUAAUACUUUGGUAAAUUCGAUGAAUAGUGAGCUGGCUAUCUUGCACAAGAAACUCACACAACAGAAGAAUGCAGAGGAGCAGGAGAGGUUACGAAAAAUUCAGGAAGAGAUGGAGAGAGAACGGCAGAAGAAGAAGGAAGAGGAAGAAAGGAGGAGAAGAGGAGGAUGAGGAGAUCAGAAGAAGAAAUCAGAAAUGGAGCUGCGCAGGAAACAAGAGGAGGAAAUUCGGCGUAAACAAGAGGAGGAGGAUCGUAAGGCCGCUGAAAUGUUGCAGGUUCAACUGGAGAAGGAAGCAAGAGAGACUGAGCAUCUUGCCCAGUUAGAAGAGCAAGAGAGGAGUCAUGAACUUGCACUUCGUCUAGCAAAUGAAAACAAUUCUGCGUGGGAUGACAUCACUCCUUCUCUUAAAAGGUUAAUAAACAAGGAAGCAGCGAAUUUAUUGAAGUGAAAAAGAUUACCAUGGUUAGAGAAGCAACGGCAGGCUGCAGCCAACAAGAAACACGAUCUCAGCAAGUGGAAAUAUGCAGAACUCAGAGAUACAAUUAAUACAUCCUGUGAUCUUGAAUUAUUAGAGGCAUGUCGUGAAGAAUUCCAUCGCCGAUUGAAGGUUUACCACGCAUGGAAAGCAAAGAACAAGAAGCGCACUACCAUGGAGGAGAAUCAGCGUGCUCCAAAAUCUGUACUAGAUGCUGCAAAGUCCAUGCCACCUCGAGUAACUCCGAAACCUGCAGGUCCAGCAAAUAAUGAUGCUCAGCGCUUCUUUAGAAUUCCUUUCGUAAGACCAAGUGACCAGCACCGAGGUGAUCAGCAACAGAAGGGCUGGUGGUAUGCUCAUUUCGAUGGGGAUUGGAUUGCCAGGCAGAUGGAGCUCCAUCCAGAUAAGCCUCCAAUACUCCUUAUUGCAGGUCGUGAUGACAUGCAGAUGUGUGAACUUAGUUUAGAAGAGACUGGACUUACUAGGAAACGUGGUGCUGAAAUUCUUGACCAAGAGUUUGAGAAGGAAUGGUCACGUCAUGGUGGUAAGCCAUACCAGCGGGCAAACAAUAGGCGACGAUGAAAAUAAGUAGAUUCCCAUAUUAAUAAAAUUAACUGUAAAUUUUCCAAAAUGGUUAACUGUAAAUUUUAUCUUUUUGGAAGAUGGAGAUAUAUAAAAUUGUUGUGAUUCAUUGAUAUAGACUAUAUUGGGACAUUUUAAAUUGUUAUCUCAACGAAUGUAGUUUGAAAAUGCAUGAAACAUUUUUUAUUAUUAUUUUAAUGAUUAGCCAUCAGUCUGGGCAUUUUAAAAGAAAACUUUUUAUUGAAGCAAUUCAUAUUAGAAUUACUCGAGUUUUGCUAGUCAACACAAAUUGAUCCCUCCAGAAAUCUAUGUCAGUUGUGAUUCAGUGAAUAGGAAUUUUCCUAAGUUUAAUUUUGUAUUCUUCAUAAGGAAAAUUGUCAAUGUUUUAUAUUCUGUUAAACUUUGGAACACAGACAACUAUAGAACAUUAAUUUUUGUGAAAGGGAUAUAUCUGUGGUGCUGUGAUUGAAAAUUAAAUGUCUAAUUGUAAACUUGUAUGGUAUUUAUAAUAGAAUUGCCUUGAGAUGAACA